AGUGAAGCCGACGAGUGUCCGCCAGGCGUUCAAUCGUUAAUAACGUCAAACACUGACAGCACUGACAAUAGGGUCCCCGCCGUCGGACUCAGCAGUCAUUUAACACAAAACGAGUGAAACAUUAAAUCAUAAAUUGGUUUCAAUUCAUGUAUUUAUGUUUGAAAUCAAUUGAAACCGCAUUUCAUUCGCCAAACAAAACAAUCAUUGAAUCAAUUGUAUUGACAACAAAGCAAUUAGUAAUCACUUAAUCGUAAUCAUAAUCAUUGCAUCGCAAGUAAAACGACCGAAACGUUUCACUCGUAUCACAGAAAACACUCCCUUAUAAUUGAGAGGACUGGCGGUGUCGACGACAGUAUUGGCCUCUGAAGACAUGUCGUCGUCAGAAGAGGUUUCAUGGAUUUCGUGGUUUUGCGGUCUUCGAGGCAAUGAGUACUUCUGCGAAGUGGACGAAGACUACAUCCACGACAAGUUCAAUCUGACGGGACUCUCGGAAUCGGUGCCACACUAUCGCCAGGCGCUCGACAUGAUCCUCGACCUCGAGCCCGACGACGAGCUCGAAGAGAACCCCAAUCAGAGCGACCUCAUAGAACAGGCGGCGGAGAUGUUAUACGGGCUAAUCCACGCGCGAUUCAUUCUGACCAAUCGCGGCAUCGCUCAGAUGAUCGACAAGUACCAGAACGGAGACUUCGGGUACUGUCCGCGCGUGUACUGCGAGAACCAGACAAUGUUGCCGAUCGGUCUGUCGGAUCUGCCCGGCGAGGCUAUGGUGAAGCUAUACUGUCCUAAAUGUAUGGAUAUAUAUAACCCGAAGAGUUCGCGCCAUCACCACACGGACGGCGCCUACUUUGGCAGCGGUUUCCCGCAUAUGCUGUUUAUGGUACACCCGGAGUAUCGGCCCAAACGACCGAUAAACCAGUUUUUCCCGCGUCUGUACGGCUUUAAGAUCCACCCCUUGGCGUAUCAGCUCCAGCAACAGGCGGCCAACAGCUUUAAGACGCCCGUCCGGCCCAUGGGUUACAAUGGGGGCAAACGUUAACCACAACCGCGCGGUGUCCCCCAUAGUAGCGAUUAAACAACACAUCAAAUAUUUAAUUAAACGAUUGAUUGAUUUUUGCGAUUGAAUUGCUAUUUGAGUUAUAUUUAUAAGUUAAGAGACGAGAAGACAUUUCCAUUCAAAUGUAAUGUUUAUUUUAUUAGCGAAAAA
Medioppia subpectinata is the source of this 1204-nucleotide messenger RNA. The record is from the annotation of a GenBank genome assembly. Lineage: Eukaryota; Metazoa; Arthropoda; Arachnida; Sarcoptiformes; Oppiidae.